UAAAGUUCUCUUUCUCUCUCUCACACACACACUUAAUUAGCUGCACCCUCGAUCAGUACGUAGUCCCUCAUGGAAGCAACACUACAUGCACCCCUCCAGCCUCCAAGUUAUGGAAACCUGGUCACCAUUCUCAGUAUUGAUGGAGGUGGAAUCAGAGGGCUUAUCCCAGGAACUAUCCUUUGUUUCCUCGAGUCUGAGCUCCAGAAGCUGGAUGGUGAAGACGCAAGAAUCGCGGAUUAUUUUGAUGUGAUUGCAGGAACAAGCACGGGCGGUCUUGUGACAGCCAUGCUAACGAGCCCCAAUGAGAAGAAAAGACCUCUGUUUGCUGCCAAGGAUAUUAAAGACUUUUACCUAAAUCACAGUCCUAAAAUCUUUCCACAAUACAAUUUUCCGUUGUUUAAUUAUGCUACAAAGAUUAUCAAAGCUCUUUCCGGACCAAAAUACGAUGGGAAAUAUCUGCAUCGCCUUGUGAAAGAAAAACUUGGAAGCACAAGAUUGCACCAGACAUUGACAAAUGUUGUUAUCCCAACAUUUGACAUCAAGCGACUCCAGCCAACUGUCUUCUCCAGCUUCGAGGUGAAGAAAAACCCAAGCUUAAAUGCGUUGCUUUCAGAUGUAUGCAUUGCCACCUCAGCAGCACCCACUUAUCUUCCAGCUCAUUACUUUGAAACCAAAGACUCCGAAGGGAAAGUGAGAGAGUUUAACCUUAUAGACGGUGGCAUCGCUGCAAAUAAUCCAGCUUUACUUGCUAUUGGCGAAGUAACAAAGGAGGUGACUAGAGGAAGCCCUCACUUCUUUCCUAUAAAACCGAUGGAUUAUGGACGAUUUCUGGUGAUUUCAAUCGGAACAGGAUCUUCCAAAGCUGAAGAGAAAUACAAUGCGCACGAGGCAGCCAAGUGGGGUAUCUUAAAUUGGUUAACUAGUAAUGGUUCCACCCCAAUAGUUGACGUUUUUUCUCAAGCAAGUGCAGAUAUGGUGGACUUCCACCUUUCUGAGGUUUUCCGAGCCCUUCGCUCUGAGAAAAGCUACCUCCGAAUUCAGGAUGACAAAUUAAGUGGGAAAGUAUCAUCCGUAGAUAUAGCCACAAAGAAGAACUUGGACGAUCUUGUUGAAGUUGGUGAUGAAUUGCUUAAGAAACCAGUUUCUUGGGUAAAUUUGGACACUGGCCUUAACGAUUGCACUUCUGGUCAAGAGACUAAUGAAGAGGCUCUCAUAAGGUUUGCGAGACUACUCUCCCAAGAGAAACGGCUUCGCCAUGCUAAGUCUCCCCACGUAAAUGCUGCAAAAUGAUCCAUAUAUGAUAUCAAAAUGAAGCAGUUGGAUUCUUUUAAACUGAUAUCAAAAUAAAUUAUUUUUAUCGAAUGGGGCUUGGACAAAUUGUAGCCUAUUUCAAGGCAUUGUUUGGCAUUAAUUCA
This is a messenger RNA of Corylus avellana, 1415 nucleotides long. Its product is annotated as patatin-like protein 2. NCBI's taxonomy places the organism in Eukaryota, Viridiplantae, Streptophyta, Magnoliopsida, Fagales, Betulaceae. Gene Ontology annotation, molecular function: monoacylglycerol lipase activity; glycerophospholipase activity. The record is from RefSeq and is a predicted model, not a curated record. Gene Ontology annotation, biological process: lipid metabolic process.